Messenger RNA from Thermochaetoides thermophila DSM 1495, 1737 nucleotides. RefSeq lists its product as uncharacterized. The transcript has a single exon. Gene Ontology annotation, biological process: sphingosine biosynthetic process. The record is from RefSeq and is a predicted model, not a curated record. Gene Ontology annotation, cellular component: intracellular membrane-bounded organelle; cytoplasm; membrane. Lineage: Eukaryota; Fungi; Ascomycota; Sordariomycetes; Sordariales; Chaetomiaceae. Bases 1 to 1737 code for a protein of 578 amino acids.
AUGUCCCGUCUCAGCAAGCUUGUAUCACGCGCUUUCAUGCGAAAGCGUUCCAAGCGCCAGCAGCAACCCUCACGAGCUGAUCCGUCCUCUCCCGAGAGAGAGUCUAAUGACGAGAUGUUCAUUUCUGUUGAUGCGCCUCGAUUUAGCACCUUCCAUACUCCGAGCUCAAUCGGCAAUGGUCGGCUACCUUUGUCAACACCAAGUUUUGAUGCCCUUGGGGCCAUCAGCGAGAACGAAGUUGUCUGCAUACUCCCUCCAGCAGCUGCGAAGUCCAGCUCAGAGCCUUACUACACUGUCUACACACUGACCGAAUCCCCUGUCGAUCAUGCUUCUGGUGAUGGGCCUAGCGCGAGGAAAGGCCCGUUUACACUGCAAGCUUUGCAUGUUCCCGCCGAUCAGGCCCCCGCGUACUCAUCUCUGCUAGGACAGUACUUGCUCACCGGCGAAAAAGCCCAACGAGCGAGCCUGCUGAGCGACGAUGUAGAAGUUGACGUGAUUAUCUCGACAAGGUCUGGGUUAGGGUUGGCAAGGGAAUUUUACGAGAGCGUUUUGAAGGAGAUCCUGGAGGCCUUGGGACGUCCCUUACUCGAAGACGAGGGUAAAGGAGGAUCGAAGGGCCACCGAAUAACAGUAACUAAGGACGGCAACACUAUCAAGGAGUUUGCUCAAGGUCUGGGUAAAGCAGCGGCCGACUCGACUGUUAAGAACAAGCUAGUACUGCUGCUUAGCGGAGACGGUGGUGUCGUUGACAUGCUGAACGGGCUAGAAACCUCCUGGCUGUCACAGCAGUCAGCGAAACAGGCAGGAGAACGAGAACAGAUGACUCUAUCUUCCCCGGCUGUCGCACUUCUGCCGCUGGGUACGGCUAAUGCGCUGUUCCACUCGCUUCACAAGUCUUUGCACCAGCAGGCCGGAUCCAAUGGUCCAUCCCCGCUUGUUCUGAGCCUGCGAACUCUCCUCUUCGGCGUCCCGGCCGCCUUGCCCACAUUUCGCACCGAAUUCUCUCCCGGCGCGCGGUUGGUCGCGGGCCCAUCCGAACCCACACAUGCACCGACCACGGCCGAGGAUAUGCACUCGUCGGCUGCCGGUACUGUGCAGGUAGGUCACCUGCUCGGGGCGAUUGUGGCCUCGUACGGCUUCCACGCCAGCUUGGUCUGGGAGAGCGACACGCCGGCCUAUCGCAAGCACGGAGACAAACGUUUCGGCAUGGCAGCGGCCGAGCUGCUGCGCGAAGCCCAUGGGUAUGACGCCGUCGUUGAUAUCCGGCGACAGCAGCAGCUAGAUACAGAGUCCAUCCGACUGUACCAUGGUGCUGUUGCAGAUCACCGCUGCAGCUACGUCCUCACGACGCUUGUCUCCAACCUCGAGCGGACUUUUACAAUAUCGCCGCGCGGAAAACCCCUCGAUGGGCAGCUCAGGCUGGUACACUUCGGGGACGUGGGUGGCGACAGGACGAUGGAGAUCAUGCAGGCGGCAUAUCGCGAAGGGGAGCAUAUUGGAAUGCAAGACGUGGGCUACGAGCCCCCAGCGGAGGAUGGCACUCUCGAAGAGGUAACGGUGACAGUCAACGAGGACGACCCCCGCUGGCGAAAAGUUUGCGUUGAUGGGACCAUUGUAGAGCUCGAGCAGGGCGGUUGGAUGCGAGUCCGUCGUGAGAAGGGGCAGUGGUUGAGGAUAUUGGUGGAUAGGUGUGUUGCAGAGCAGACAGAAAAACUGCGGAAUGCCAUCGGGCCGUGA